AUGAUGGGUGUUAGGAGCUUAGCGGCUGGUUUGUGGUUAUUCCACUGCUUGUUCGUCGUUUGUGCAAGUGAGUAUUGUGUUUGAUUUUGGAGCUGAAGCUAUUUUCUCUCUCGAAAUAGCGCUAAACUGUUGCUCGUAUUCUGCCGAAGCGAGAAACAGAAGUAAAGAUAUUAGUCCCACCUACAUCUGUGCCCUAAAUUAUUCGUGAUGUGGUAAUUCCGCAGUAAUAAUCUUCAGUGUGAUGCCUUGAUUUCUUUUCAUCCUCGUGCUACAGAAUGUGCGAUCUUUUCUGCGUCCCUCUUAAUUGUUAUUUUACGGAAGUCCAUGAGGGCCAGGACCUCUGUGGAAUUUGUUCUGAUGUUCAAGCGAACAAUUCCUAAACUGUUUAUGCGAAUAAGUUUUGAAAAAUUACUGCAAUACACGCGUAUUAAAGCUGAUUGGAAAAUUUGGUGUCAGCAUUUGUGGUUUAUUCUUUGUUUUUGCACAAUUUUCGACAAUUUUUCUUGUUUUGGUCUCGAUUUAAAACGAAUUAAGCGAUGUUCAUGAUCUGUAGAAUGUUGAUAUCAGUUCAACUGUUCAAACGUAACUGUUCCCCUUUUAACGUUUCAUAUUUCAGCGUAUCUUUUUAAAAUUUAUGCUUAAGCGCUGAUGUAUUUUGCAGGUCUGUUUACACUUGUAAGAAGCUCAACUGUAUUUGUGCUUAGGUAAUGGACCUCGCCAAGCAAUUCCAGUUGUUUGGCAUAGCUUUGGCGAAGUCGGCUAAUGUUUUUAUAAAACUUGAGGUAUUUUUUCGUUAAUUUCAUAGGAAGCAUUUUUGUACGAUGACGGUUUUCUUAAAACUAGAAAAUAAAAGUGUUUGCAAAGUCAACCUAUAAUCGAGCAAACUGCACAGAGUAAUGAAGUAUACUGAAACUUUCUCUGAUAGCAUCGAACCAAGUAUUUCAUUAAACUGGAAAAAAUUCUAACUAUGGGUUUGUUUAUGAGAUACAGAGUUUCAUUUCAGUUUUUUUGAAAGCUUCCUUGCCUUAUGUGUUAACUGCUUCGAUGAAAUACCUGGUGGUUGACCGAUCAAGAAAGAAAUGUUGCUACUUUCGAAGGUGUUAUUUCCACCUAAAUCAUUGCUCAGCGAUUUGUGCACCUUUGUUUUCCGGGGUAAAAUUCUCCUAUCUCGCUAUUUUCACCCGUGGCUGUGUUAUGAAACCAGAAACAAUGAAAACAUUGUUACUUUCGCAACGUUUCUAUAUUCGUGAAGCGCUUAUUAUUCAUUUCUGAUUUAACUAUCAGUGUUCUUUUCUGUGGCCAAUUGAAUCGGGCAAUAUGUUGACUAGUUUUCUGCUUUAUUUUGUCAUGAAAGUUUGACUAAAUUGAGAGCAGCGAUAAAACGUUUGUUGGCGACAGUUUUUUCAGCUAUUUAUUUCUUGAUGGGUGUACAGAGUUUGACUCUGUUCCCAGGAACGUUAAUAUGUUUGUAGCCCUCUAAAACGCUAUUGCAUGUAUACAAAAAUGAAAAACUUGUUUGAAUAUUUUUUCGCACAUGUUAUUUUUAUCAACAUCUGUUAAAAUCAAUUUUGACAGACGUUCUGAAGAUCAUUUUAAAGUGUUUGUGUAUUGAAUGUAUUCUUGCUCGAUAAGAUCUUUGACUCACCUGGAUGAACAAGAGAAAGCGAAGUUUUCACGCUGAGUAAUAUGAUCCAAUUGACGUUUGCAGUUAAUGUGUAGGUGUCAUAGUUGUUUUAUCUUUCUCUCCAUUAUUUACCUUUGCCUACUUAAAACCAUAACUUAAAGAAAAUGAAUAUUUGUUACCAAAGGAAUCAGUUUUACAUAUGGCCAAAGUGGAGUCAGCCUAAAAGUCACUCGUAUUGCAUUUUUCAUGAUUGAACAUGUCUUCUUGUUGUUGCUUGUUUCUGAAAUUACUGGUAACAGAUCUUUGUGCACAGGAAGCCUAGGUGGAUUAAAUUCAUCACAUACAUGUGUCAUCGAGGACAACAAUUACUGUAACCUUUGUUGUGGAAGUUUGUGUGAUGUAAACUGCUUUAGGUCAUGCAAUUUAUUUAGUUUUAAGAUACUUUCACUUUGCAAUUUCUCUUUGUAGUUAUGUAAUGUGCAUCUGCAUUAAUGGUAGUUAUUGCUAUUGAAAUGUUUGUUGUAAAGUUUCAAGAUUUCUUUUUUUCUUUUUUUUUUUUCAAAAUUUCUACAAAUGAACCAUAGAACAGAGGUAGACUCUAAUAUUGUAGGGAUUUCCUUGAAGGCAGGGUACCUUGUGAUUUGACAGGCUGUUAAGAUGACUUAAGCCUGCUGCUUUCCAAAUCUCAGACAGAAUUAAGUUCAAAUUACCUUUCCAUAUUUUCUUUAUACAUGUAUGUCUCCUGAAAAUUAAACAAUAAUUUACUUUUCUAUUAUAUACCUCAUUUACCAUUUUCAUCAUCAUCAGCCAAGAAGGGGUUUCAGCACAGAAUGCAUCACAAAAAGUAAUGUUGUGCUCAAAAGGCCUAGCAAUUUUACGAGUUAAUGUGCAAGUAACUGGCAAAAGGAGAGGGUUGAUCUCUCAAGAUUCAACCCAGCACACUUCUCCUUAAAAUUUUGAUUUGUGUUUGUACAGAAUGAUUAUAUAUGUACAUCUAAACACUGAUGACACUGUCUAAUGAAUGGUGAGCAGAUGUAAAGAUUUAAUAAGUUAAAGAUUACAAUUUGCAUAUGGAACUAAUUUACUUGUUGAUGGAUGCAUCAAAUUCAGUUUUAAUUAAUUAUGGAAAUGAUAACUUUGUGGCUACAGAGGCAUGGUACUUUCUGCUCCAAAAUACAGGAAAAUGCUUUUCUUUAACAGCAGAAUAUCAAAAGAGUAAUUUUUUUGUCUGAGUUCAACUGAGUUAUCCACAGCAAUUUUCACCAUAUUCUAUUCCAGCCUCUUUGGGACAAUUCGUAAUGCUUCUUAUAUAACUGGAAAUCCCAUGGCUGGGAAUUUCAACAUUUUCUUAUUCUGUGGUAUUAAGUUCUGAUAUUUUGUCAUUCUUUUCCUCUUCUUUGGCCUUACCACCAUUGUUGUUUGGUAUCAUUAGUUUUAUCAUUGUUGAUAAUCUGUUAAGUGUUGGACUAGGUUUAACUUGUGUUCACCACUUAACUUGAUUUCUACAUACAGUUUCUUUUGGCAUGUUUGAAGUUUUUGUCAGUAAUUGAAAAUGUUAUUGCCAGUUGGGUCUGACUCUAAGUUGCCAUGUAACUGUUAGUUUAUAUGUUGAAGGUUCAAAAUUUUCCUUGGUUUUAAUUUAAUCCACCAGUUUGAAUUGUGCCAGAAGUGGAAUGAUAUUCUCUCAGGUAAUCCAAAACCAAAAAAAAACAAGGUGAAAAUAAUGCAAAAUUUCAGAAAAAAAAUGGAACAAGAACCCUAGAAGGAAUUAAAUCCAACAUGUACUUGAAGUGUAUUUUGUUUGUUUUUUCUUUUAAGUUAAGUUAAGGAAUCCUCCCACUUGAAUGAUAGGGUUACGUUGUAUGUUUAGAGAGAGUUUUGCAUUAAGGUGGACAACAGAACAAUUUUGCUCUUCACUCGAUAGUGAGUAUCUAAGCUUAUUUGAUUUUUGGUUCUAUCAGUUGACCGCGAAUUCCCUGGUAAUGCUUACCUCAAGUACGACGCCAACAAGAAGCCAAUCAACUCUGAGGAAGACAUCUUGACUCUUCAGUUUAAGACAGUUGAACCCUCUGGACUGUUGUUCCAUACCCAAAUGGGUGGUGGUAGUAGUGGAGACUAUGUCACAGUUGAGCUCUAUGGUGGAAGUUUAAGGUAUGUAGCUGUGAAAAGGGAUUGUCAGACAAUAUUAACUGAUGGUAUUAUUACAAUGUGCAGUGAAGAUGGCAAGCUUUUAUAUAGUCUGCUGCAUGCAAGGAGCUUAUUGAUAACAAUAAGGCAUUAUAUGAUAAAAAAGGCAAAGUGUUGUUAACAGCGACAUUAUUCAUGCCUCUGUCCUCCAGUAGAUUAUUGGAACCUAUCCAAGUGUACAUAAAAUUCAACUUAUUGUAUAAUUUUGUUCACUUUUUUGGUAUGUUUUUGUUCACAGGUACAGUGUACGGCUUGGUGGAAGUAAUGAUGGCAAAGAAUUGUUACUGGGCCAAGAUCUUAACGAUGGAAAACCUCAUACUGUAGAAGUGGUACACAAGGAAACUGUCAUAAAUGUUACGCUAGACACUAAAACAUCACAAGAGAAGAGGGGUAAAAUUACCACCAAUUAUAAAAAGCUUGAGGUAGAUGUUGGCAUCUAUGUUGGAGGAGCACCUAAUUUCCAAAGCCUCCAAGGGGUCAAAGCACAGUUUUACUUUGUGGGUUGUCUUACUGAUGUGAAGUUUCGGAUCGAGACAGUUACACCUCCACGUGAAAUACAAUUCCUCAAGGAGGGUGUUGUUGAAAGCGUGAAAGUUGAUAUGAAAAAGGGGUGCUCAACAGUAGCCUUUCAGCCAUACACUUUUUCAAAAUCAGACUCUGCAUUUAUUUGUACAAUUGACAAGAAGACUGAUGUCACUGGAAGCUUUAAGUUCCGAACAUAUCAGAAGUUUGGAACUCUCCUUAAGCAAGGUGAUGAACAGAAUGGUUUCACCAUAAAGUUUGGAGGAAGUGGUAUUACUUUGAGUUUGUUUGUCAAGGGCACAGCGACUGAAGUGACCCUUUCCACUAAUGUUAAUGAGGCAAAGGUUGACACUGGGAACUGGAUUACUAUUGAAUUUUUUGUCUCUGCCACCAACAUCAGGUUGGAAGGUAACAAUAAAUUACCAGUCACAAAAACUCCAACUGAAGCUGUGGGGAAUAAUUUCUUCCACUCUGAUGUAACAGCUGGUGGUUUCAUUGGCUGUAUGCGAGACCUUAAAAUCAAUAAUAACGACUUUAAGCCAGUCAAGGGAGUUGACAUUGUCAAAAAUGUGGAAUUUGACAAAUGUAACAUCACUGAUCUUUGUGUCUUUGUCCCCUGCUUGAACUAUGCAAAAUGCACAACUGAUGGAAAGGAGCUGACUUGUAAUUGCCCAGGCACUGGCUACAAAGGAGAAGUGUGCCAGUGGGGUAAGUACUUGUAGACUGUUGAUUGUAUAACAAUCUAAUGGUAAGAUGAGAUGGUGUGGUUAUGGUGUACUUAAACACCACACCACAUCUUAUCUAGCAACAAAGUUCUGUUAAACCCUUGGACCUCUAAGAGUGACUAACAUCUGAUUUCUCUAUGCAAAAUUAUCACUACUUGGAGAAGCUUUUGAUUGUUACACUAAGUCUCCUUGUCAGCACCUUAGGAAAUGUAUAGAGGACAGUAGGGAGAAGAUGAAUAUUGAUGUUUGGGUGUUAAGGGUUUCAGUCAUGGUUAUGAUGUAUGUCCAUAAAUUAGAGAAUUUUUCUUUCAUUUUUGGUAUGGGUUUUCGGACAGAGGCUUUGCUCUUUUGUUUGUCACUACCAAAUAUUUGUUAAGAAUGUAUGGCAAAUUGUCAGAGUGUAAAAUGCCGAAGCUCAUUAGUUACUUUGCUAGACUUAAGCUGGGACAUUGUCUUUUGUUCUUGGAUAUGACAUUUAACUCUCCCCACCCAAGGAUGUUCAUUCAAUCCUGUAUGUCCCAAGAUCCAAAUAGCAUUUCUCCUUACUGGCUGCCAUACAUUUUCUUGUGAAUCACACAAUGGAAUUUGGUGUUAUGGCAACAGAACACCCCUCUGGCUGACUGUAACUAGUCUGUUCUCAUUGCUUGCUGGCAGUAUGACAUAUUGGAAUUGUAAGGAGAAGUUACAAGUUAAUCGCUUUUGGGGGUUAGAGGUUUAAAUGAUUACUUGCUGACUGUCAGGGGAACUUGACUGAACGCUGUUUUGAUGCUGUGAUUUACACAACACUGAUAAGCUGUUAUUGGAUGUGGAUGAGCAUGACAUCAUGAAUUACUAAUGCAGAGGUCUGAGUUAUUAUCUGCCUUUGCUGAAGGCUGAGGCUGGUAACACAGACAAGAGGUUUGAUAAUUUUUGAUAUCAUCUGAAAACUAAAUAUUUGUUUUCUCAUACAUUCUUUAAGUGAUCUUCAAAAAUAGACACUUCUCUGAGUUUGCAAAAGUUUGACGACAUGGGCACAGACAAGGGGCUGGGAAACUAAGCAGACUUUGUAAUACCAAACCCAAUAUCUGUUGUGGAUAUUGGGUUAUCUAGUCAACUUUACAUGCUAAUGUCUAUAGACUGUAUGCUCUUGAUCAAUAAGGGUUUUCAUAAGAAGUCUAAUGUGUAGUAAGGGAACUAGUAGAUUACUGACUUUGAGUAUGUGAAACUUGUAGAGUAACCUUCUGUAGCUUCCUGUAUACAAUGUACUGUAUAGAUAUUUUUACCUUUGUUUCGACUAAAUUUAUUAUGCAUAUGUUCUCCCCACAGCUGAGUAUGCGGAAAAUUGUGAGGCUCAUAGAAGGCGACUCAUUAAUCUAGGUGGAAAUCCCACUGAUAGUUCAUAUACAGUUGAUGUGGAUGGGCCAGGUCCAUUGGUGUCUGUAAGGCUGUUCUGUAACAUGACAGCCAAUCCAGCAAUCACAGUAAUCAAAACUGACAAAGCAGGGGGGAAGAUUAUCACCACUGGUGAUAAAGGCACUCCAACCCAGCCUUAUACUGAAGACAUAAAGUAUGUUCCUUAUUUAAAAACAGCAAAAGCCUUGGCUAGGAAUAGUGAAGCAUGCAAGCAGUACAUUGACUUUGGAUGCAAAGGUGCUAGACUCCUCAAUGCUGGUGGGAAAGACAAAACAGGCUAUUGGGUUGCUAGUAAUGGACUUUACAAGUAUUACUGGGGAGGUGCCCCACCCAGUAUGGAAUCCUGUGCUUGUGGAGUGAAUAAGACUUGUUCAGACAAAAGUAAGAUGUGCAAUUGUGAUGCAAGAGACAAUGUUUGGAGGAGAGAUCAUGGGUGGUUAACUUCUACAUCUGACCUGCCUGUAACACAAGUGGUUUUUUCUGAUGUGAAGGAAGGAGAGGCAAAUUUUUCUGUUGGGGAUCUAUACUGCACAGGUGAGAUGUGAAUCUUUUUAGAUGUGUAUUCACUGUAAAUAAACCUACUAUUCCAAAUUAACACAUAGCUUCCAAACCCCAGCCUAAACAGUACCACUAGCUUAUAGAGCAGUUGUAACUUUGACUAGUGAGUGCAUAGUAUUUUCUGGGGGAAAGGGGAUGUUGAAGCUUCUAAUUGAAUGGCACUGUAGUCUUUCAAACAUUUCACAUCUUUGUUGUUAUUUUUGUGAAGGAAAAACCCAAAAUACAGCAACAAUCAUUCAUGCAGAUGGUGUGAUAAAGCUUGAUAAGUGGUCCCCACCUUCUCAUGGGGUCAUCUCUCUGUUGUUUAAAACACCUUAUGCCAAGGGAACAAUACUGUACAAUGGCGAUAACACCAAAGAUUAUUUCCAGUUGGAAAUUGUCAAUGAAACCAGCAUCAGGCUGAACUACAAUAUCGGCAAUGGAGUUGAGAAAAUAGAAUUGUCUCUGGGAAAUGACAAGAAACUAAAUGAUCGUGAGUGGCACACAGUAACUGUUUAUCACAACAUGUUACAAUUUGGACUGAAGUUGGAUGAAGAAGAAAAAGAGAAAAAGAACCCUGUGCUCUUAGAGAAAGACUUAAACAUAGAUGAUAAGCUCAAUAUUGGAACAAACCCCAGAGAUGUUACAGCAGGAUUUGUGGGCUGCAUUCGUAGACUGGUAAGCAAUUACUGUAACAAAAAUACCUGUAUCUUUCACUUUAUCAACUUUGCUACUCUUCCAGGUUAUCACUUUUAGAGACUUAGUUGGUUGUCUCCUAUUAGUUAACACUGAUAAUGGCUUGUAGCAGCUUUUGAGGAGUUUACAUUUCUCAGCAUUUGCACUUUGGAGGAGACAGCUUUUCGAAUUUACUUUGGCGGUGUACUCACCUUAACCUUAACCUCCCAGAUCAAAUUUGUAAUUCUUCCAGUACUGUUAACCAUACAAUUCUUAUAAUGUUACUUCAGAGAAUUCAGUAUUAGAUCAACUAAUUAUCCCCAAAGUGAUCUUUUCUUUAUUCUCAUCACUUAUCUGCUUGAUAUUGUAUUGAUAUUGUUGGGAGAAAUUUUGUCUUGGUCACUAAUGGGAGUUAAAGGGUUAACUCUGUACAACCUUGCAUUGGUAUUCAUAUUCUCUACAGUGUUCUCUCUACAUUUCCCAUGGUACUGACAAGAGAGUUUAUCUAGUAAUCAGUAGCUUCUUAAAUUGGUGAUCAUUUCCUUCAUUCUCAUGACUUUCUAAUUGAUUGAAGGAUGAUAUUGUGAGGAGAACUUAGAGGCUAGAUCAGAACCAGAAUUUUUCAGUACUUAAGUUACAUGUACAUGCACAACUAACAGAAUAAGGGAUUUUGUCAUUUUCUGUGCAGCAAAACCUGUAAUCAGUAAGCAUCCAGGGACCUUGUGUGCGAUUCUCUUAUGGUAGACCAUUGCUCUUAUUGUUAGUCUGUCUUUUUCUUACAGAAAAUAAGGGGGGAAAUGUCAGGAGCUUGCUAUGUACAUAGGCCCUGAUAAACAAUUCUGCUUGUUUUCAUUUUCAUAAGCAACCAAUUUCAAACUUUGGAUUUCUAGAAUUUUAGAUCGCAAGUACAAGAUUUCUAUUGCAUGGCAGUUGAGUAGGACCUUGUGUUCAUUGAUUCAUCAUGCGAUGGAAGUCUCGAACUCCUAAUCUAAUUGUUUUGUAUAAAUCUACCAAGCUUUAUGAAAAAGUAAGGUGAAGAUAAGCUCACAAAUGUAUGCUUAAAUUGAUUCAAAUUUUCAAAGAAUCAGUUCACCUUAUGCCCUACUCCCUUAACUCCUCAUAUAUCUCAAAAUAGAUAGCAAGUAGCAUAGCCAAUCAGAUUGCAGUGUUAUAGAGUGCUUGUAGGUUGGUGCUACAUGUAAAUUAGGUUCAUAUGUGAUAAGUUUAGCAACUUUGGAAUCUUUGUGAGUGUAAAAAGUUGAUGAAUUUUGGGGCUUAUGCUGAAAUGUAAACAGUUGUAUUCAAAGGUGUAGUAUUAUGAACCUGGUAGUUAUAGUUGAAUUUCAAGGAAAUCAACACUCCUCUUCAGGGCAUUGUUAUUUUUUUCACAGACCAUUAAUGGUGAAUUGAUCGACUUGGAGGGAUUAGCAAACUCCAAAGAAUUCAGCUACGUGAAAGGUGGUUGUGGUGCAGCAUGUGACAAUGAUCAUUGCAAACUUGGCAGUAAAUGUGUGGAUAACUAUAAUGUAUAUAAAUGUGACUGCAGUUUAACUCCUUUCUAUGGAUACUUCUGUUCUCUGGGUGAGUCUGUGUUACACGUAAAUCAGUAAGUUAAGGUAGUUUCCUUGAGAAGAGUAGUGUCCAGCCUUUUUUUUGCUUAUGUUAUUCUUCCCUGGUUUUGUAAUCAUUGCAAAGCUUCUUUCAGCCACCUCUCCUGUCAGCAACCGUUUCUUUUCAGCCACCUCUCCUGUCAGCCACCUCCCCUUUCAGCCACCUCUCUUUUCAGCCACCUCUCUUUUCAGCCACCUCUCUUUUCAACAACCUCUCCUUUCAGUCAUGUCUCCUUUCAGCCACCUCCCUUUUCAGCCACCUCUCCUUUCAGCCACCUAUCCCAUCAGCCACCUCCCCUUUCAGCCACCUCUCUUUUCAGCCACCUCUCCUUUCAGCAACCGUUCCUUUUAGCCACUUCUCUUUUCAGCCACCUCUCCUUUUAGCCACCUCUCCUGUCAGCCACCUAUCCCAUCAGCCACCUCUCUUUUCAGCCACUUCUCCUUUCAACCACCUCUCCUUUCAGUCAUGUCUCCUUUUAGCCACCUCUCCUUUCAGCCACCUCUCCUUUCAGCCACCUCCCUUUUCAGCCACCUCUCCUUUCAGCCACCUCUCCCUUCAGCCACCUCCCCUUUCAGCCACCUCUCUUUUCAGCCACCUCUCUUUUCAGCCACCUCUCUUUUCAGCCACCUCUCCUUUCAGCCACCUCUCCUUUCAGCCAUGUCUCCUUUUAGCCACCUCUCCUGUCAGCCACCUUUUCUUUUCAGCCACCUCUCCUUUCAGCCACCUCUCCUUUCAGCCACCUCUCCUGUCAGCCACCUCUCCUGUCAGCCACCUCUCCCAUCAGCCACCUCCCCUUUCAGCCACCUCUCCUUUCAGCCACCUCUCUUUUCAGCCACCUCUCCUUUCAGCCAUGUCUCCUUUCAGCCACCUCUCCUGUCAGCCACCUUUUCUUUUCAGCCACCUUUCCUUCCAGCCACCACCCUUUUCAGCCGCCUCUCUUUUCAGCCUUCUCUCCUUUCAGCCCCCCUUUCCUGUCAGCCACCUCUCCUUUCAGCAACCUCUCCUUUCAGCCAUGUCUCCUUUUAGCCACCUCUCCUGUCUGCCACCUUUUCUUUUUAGCUAGCUCUCCUUUCAGCCACCUCUCCUGUCAGCCACCUUUUCUUUUCAGCCACCUCUCCCUUCAGCCACUUCUCCUUUCAGCCAGCUCUCCUUUCAGCCACCUCUCCUGUCAGCCACCUUUUCUUUUCAGCCACCUCUCCCUUCAGCCACUUCUCCUUUCAGCCAGCUCUCCUUUCAGCCACUUCUCCUGUCAGCCACCUUUUCUUUUCAGCCACCUGUCCUUUCAGAUUUAAAUGUUGGGUCAGGGGAAAGGUACUUCAUUUUGACAGCAUCUUUAUCCCCUUCAGUAAACAAACCUUUUUCCAUCCAUGAGUACCAGGGACCAGCAAUAGAUCAGUAUUCAAUCCAGGAAAGGGAAGGGGUGUGACAUUAGUCCUUGCCUAAUGCUAUCUUCAGGGUUCUUUGUCAGCUGACAAACCAGUUCCUUUGAUUUUCACUCCUCUGUCUCUUCUUACAGUACAACACAUUGAAUAAUGUUAUAAACUGAAAGGUAAUAAUCAGACCAGAUGUUCUUCCCUGAGGAUUAAUUUUAUACUUUACUUAAAUUUUGCCUUUAUUUUGCUUGUCAUAACCUUGCAAACCAACUGGUACAUUGCUUUACAUGUAUAGAAUGUGUAAAGUAGAAUUCUAAGUCCUUAAAUGUCCAAAUAUUUGGAUAGUUAACAUGCUCCCAGAGCUUUCCCUCCCCUCCCCUCCCCCCUUUCCUGGUGUUGGUACCCGAAUUUGAGACACACUCUUUGUGGGCCUCGCCAUACACACACACACACACACACACCCCCCCCCCCCUUCCUAGUAAAACGUUCACCACAUAGGUUUUGCUAUGCUUUUUGUUGUUACAAGCAAUGUCUUUUCCUGCUGUUGUGUUUAGAUUAUGGCGCAUCGUUUGCUGAACAAGAAAGCGAGAUAACAUACACCUACCCUACCCCUGAGAAUGUCCCCGGCGUAGACAUAGUUCUUGGCUUCAAAGCGAAUUCCAAAGACAAAUGCGGAGGGGACUUACUUAAGAUCACCAGUAAGGGCACUCAAGAUUUCUUUCUGUUUUCAAUCAACUCGAAAAAGAAUCUCGUGUUUUCCUUCAAAUCCACGUUGGGUGAUGGUGAAUUUGAUAUAAGCCCCUCCAAAAACGAUGACUUCUGUGAUGGAAAUAGACACACGUUUUCAUUUGUUCGCCGAAACGAGAAACUUAAUUUCACCGUUGAUGAAAAGGACAUAAAGAGGGAAAAAAUGACCGGUUAAAAAACCCUUUCUCCCGUAUGGAGAAGAUUAUCGUUGGAAAGCAAGGUGAUACUGGUUUUAAGGGCUGCCUCACGGGUGUCAAAGUGACGCCGUUUAGUUUUGACAAGUCGCAUCCAACAAUAAGUCCCAUCAAGGAUUAUGUUUACGAUGGGAAAACCAAGAAUUACAAGGCCUCUGGUAUCAGUGGAGAUAGUAAAGAGAAGUGUGGCGAGGAGCCGGAGGUGCCUGAAAACCCACCCACCCCGCGAGAUCCGGGCAGUUCCGGUGGCUCUGUCCAGUCAACAAAUCCUUAUGACCCGACUUCUGGAAGACGUACUGAUGAUGACAACAAGACAGCCAUCAUAGUGAUCGUAGUGCUCAUCUUGGUGCUGCUGUUGGUGGUUUUAUUGAUUGUUAUAUACUGGUACUGGGCAAGACAUAAGGGGGAGUAUCACACGCACGAAGACGACGAAGAGCUCAAAAGCACGGAUCCGUACAUUGACAUGACCACCACCCGGAAACCCAUGGAGGAGGACGUGGAAAAGAAGAAAGAGUGGUUCAUCUAAAGGUGGUCUACAUUGUUUAGACGAGUUUCUAUUUCAGUCUACAGCAAUCAUUCAUGUCUUUAGUCGGCGGUGGAGCGCUGAAGAAUCGUGCCAAUCAGUGCUGUGCAUGACUGAUCUUUUAGCUAAGUAAACCAUUUCUAAUUUCCAUGUAAAUCACGCUAGAUUUCAUCAGUUCAUAGAUGAUCUUCUCCCUUAACGUGAGAUAAACUCGCACGAGGGGUUUUGUAUUUGGUACUCCGUGAACACCACUCGCAUACUUUGCGUGUGGCCUAGAAUUAAUGGCAUCUGAACUACUUUAAUCGAAGAUUUUUUUUACAGCAUGAAGUGAAAGUUGUUGUUUGUUUUCGAGGCGAGUUGAUGAGCAUAAUCUGUUUUAUUGGCAGUAUAUUUUACUAUUUUAUUGAAUCAUAAAACUUGAUGUAUUGAAUUUUUUAGGUGUUAUUUGCCAUAUGCAAUUGUCUAGCAUAGAGAAAGCUAUUAUAACUUCCAGCCUUUGCCUUUCUGGGUGACAUUAUUCCAUCGAGACACCAUAAUGUAAAAGAGUUUGUACCCAAGGCAUUCGCGGUUUUGGAGUAGUUUGUCCAAUUUCCGGCUCAGGGCUCAGGCAGAAAACCACGUUGCAUUGCAUCAUUAUAAAUUUACGAUUUUUUUCGUGAGACUUAAAAUUUUCAAAAUGGACUCGCGCUUGAGCAAAUUGUCGCUCCAAAAGAGUAGUGUAAGAAAUGUGUGAUUGAUCGAGCUUUUAUCGGUUUCAUUUAAUCGAAGUAUGUUUCUGUU
This is a messenger RNA of Pocillopora meandrina, 12890 nucleotides long. NCBI's taxonomy places the organism in Eukaryota, Metazoa, Cnidaria, Anthozoa, Scleractinia, Pocilloporidae. The record is from the annotation of a GenBank genome assembly.